GUUUGAUGGCUUUCUGGGGGAGAUGGCGACGGUAACUCAUCGAUCGAGAUGGGGGAGAGAGAGGGGGGGCUAAGCUGGGUUUGCAGGCAGGGUAACGUGAAGCAGGAGGAACCAGAGAUUCGCAAAAGGAUAAGAGAAGAAGGGAUUCUGCCGAGAGGAAACAAGGGCGUCUGUCCUCCUUUGUCUUGUUCCCGUCGGUAGGAUCGCAAGGUAGAGAAGUGAGAAUGACUGACCACCGACUGUGACGGAAUGACACCGAUUGACUCUUGGGGGAGUCAGUAUGUACAGUCAGUCAGUUGAUCGUUCAGUCAAUUGAUCAGUCAGUAUAUGCUCCUAGCUGACCCUU
This is a messenger RNA of Colletotrichum destructivum, 346 nucleotides long. RefSeq lists its product as uncharacterized. Lineage: Eukaryota; Fungi; Ascomycota; Sordariomycetes; Glomerellales; Glomerellaceae. The transcript has a single exon. The record is from RefSeq and is a predicted model, not a curated record. Bases 49 to 201 code for a protein of 50 amino acids.